AUGCAUUUCAAGUCUUACGUGACCGCCGCCCUGUAUGGGUUGCCUGCCCUUGCACAGGCCGUCCCGUCGCCUUCUUCUUCGCGCGCGUCGGCUCCCUCGCCGUCGGCUGCUAGCUCAAAUGAUCACUUCAAGAGCUACACCAUCAAGGCUGAGAACAUCACCGCCAAGCUUAUUCCUUACGGCGCGACUCUCACCUCCUUGACAGUCCCCGAUCGUGAUGGCAAUGUCCAGGACGUGGUUGUGGGCUAUGAUGACCCCAUCGAGUAUCUGCACGACAGUGAGACCAAUCGCACCUUCUUCGGCGCGGUUGUCGGUCGUUAUGCCAACCGCAUCAAGAACGGUACCUUCACCGUCGACGGCAAUACCUACCACGUUCCUGAGAAUGAGAAUGAUGGCGUCGACACCCUUCACGGUGGCUUCACUGGCUAUGACAUGCGCAACUGGACAGUCACUGCGCACAGCGAAUCUGCCAUCACCUUCAGCUUGCUCGAUCAAGGCUUUGAAAACUUCCCUGGUGAUGUGAUCACUCAUGCCACUUACAGCGUCUCCACUGAGACCAGCCCAGAGAACCCCAAGGGUCUUCCUCAGCUGACUACCAAGCUGGUGUCUCUCGCACUGACUGAGAAGACUCCUAUCAUGCUAGCCAACCACAUCUACUGGAACUUGAACGCGUUCAAGGAAUCCAACGUCCUGAAGGAUACCCUUCAGCUGCCUCUCUCCAAGCGCUAUAUCGCCGGAGACAGCAUUCUUAUCCCCAACGGCACCAUCUCCGACGUCGACAACACCUACUCGGGCUCAUUGGACUUUACCAGCCCCAAAACGAUCGGCAAGGACAUUGAGAAGACCACCGGUCUCUGCGGCGCCGGCUGCGCCGGUUACGACACCUGCUUCUUGGUCGACCGUCCCACUUCGAACGCCCCCGACUCCAUGAUCACCGCCGUCCGUGCCUCGUCCGACAGCACUGGUAUCAGUCUCGAUGUCGCCACCAACCAGGCUGCUGUCCAGAUCUACACCUGCAGCGGCCAGAAUGGCAGCAUCGCCACCAAGAAGUCCCAGGCUAAGCGCAACAAGGCAAACGGCGGUGACGCUGGUGCCACCACAAUUAACAAGUACGGCUGCUUCGUUAUCGAGACCGAGGACUGGAUUGAUGGCAUUAACAACCCUGAGUGGGGUCGUGUUCCCUACCAAGUUGCCGGGCCUGAUGAUGGCCCUGUUGUCAACUGGGCUACGUACCAGUUUGGUACUAUCUAA
Messenger RNA from Penicillium canescens, 1251 nucleotides. RefSeq names its product aldose epimerase family protein. NCBI's taxonomy places the organism in Eukaryota, Fungi, Ascomycota, Eurotiomycetes, Eurotiales, Aspergillaceae. Bases 1 to 1251 code for a protein of 416 amino acids. Gene Ontology annotation, biological process: beta-D-galactose catabolic process via UDP-galactose, Leloir pathway; glucose metabolic process. Gene Ontology annotation, molecular function: carbohydrate binding; aldose 1-epimerase activity. The transcript has a single exon. The record is from RefSeq and is a predicted model, not a curated record.